Molecule: messenger RNA, 726 nt
Organism: Lactuca sativa (garden lettuce)
Lineage: Eukaryota; Viridiplantae; Streptophyta; Magnoliopsida; Asterales; Asteraceae
Product: superoxide dismutase [Mn], mitochondrial
Biological process (GO): superoxide metabolic process
Cellular component (GO): mitochondrion
Molecular function (GO): manganese ion binding; superoxide dismutase activity
Source: RefSeq, a predicted model, not a curated record
AUGGCUCUACGAACCCUCGCGACUGCUAAAACCCUAGGUGCGAUAUCCAAGUUUUAGCAACAUGUGUGUGGAUUGCAGACGUUUACGCUUCCCGAUCUUUCCUACGAUUAUGGCGCACUGGAGUCGGCGAUUAGCGGAGAGAUCAUGCAGCUCCAUCACCAGAAACACCACUGGACUUACAUAACCAACUACAAUAAAGCUAUCGAGCAGCUCGAUGAUGCUAUCAGCAAGGGAGAUGCUUCAACUGUUGUCAAAUUUCAGAGCACUAUUAAGUUCAAUGGCGAAGGUCAUGUAAAUCACUCAAUUUUCUGGAAGAAUCUCACUCCCACCAGUGAAGGAGGUGGCGAGCCACCACAUGGUUCUUUGGGCUCGGCUAUCAACCAGAGCUUUAGUUCUGUGGAAAAAUUGAAUGCUAAAAAGAACGCAAAAGGCGCUGCUGUGCAAGGUUCUGGAUGGGUGUGGCUUGCUGUUGACAUAGAGUUGAAGAGGCUUGUGGUUGAAACCACAUCAAACCAGGACCCACUGGUUACAAAAGGUCCAAGUUUGGUUCCUUUGCUUGGCAUAGAUGUUUCGGAGCAUGCGUACAAUUUGCAGUAUAAAAAUGUCAGGCCCGAUUACUUAAAGAACAUCUGGAAGGUGAUCAACUGGAAAUAUGCAAGUGAGGUACAUGAGAAAGAGUGCCCUUAAAAGAGUUGCAGGUUUGUUAAGAUUUAAAGGAUGCAAUAA